Molecule: messenger RNA, 730 nt
Organism: Lepidothrix coronata (blue-crowned manakin)
Lineage: Eukaryota; Metazoa; Chordata; Aves; Passeriformes; Pipridae
Gene: RTP2
Product: receptor transporter protein 2
Exons: 3
Coding region: 102-521 (139 amino acids)
Biological process (GO): protein targeting to membrane; protein insertion into membrane
Molecular function (GO): olfactory receptor binding
Source: RefSeq, a predicted model, not a curated record
CUCUUCAAGUACAAAGACACCGUACAAAGAGGAAAAGCUUGGGGAAAAGACAGUUUCACAUGUGCAUUAGCCCUCAGAAGCCACAAGCUUGACCUACAAGCAUGGUCACUGCCACUUCCACAGCUCCAGGUGGAACCAUGAUGAGCUGGCAGGACAUUUUCAAAGAGAAGCUUGCAGAAAUGCACGUAACAGAGCAGUGGACGCUUCAGGAGGAUGACACCCUGAGGGUGAAAGCCCUCAGUCCUCACUGGAAGGAGUUUGUGCAGCGCUGUGCUCUUGGGAGAUUUCAGUGCUCCCAGUGCUGUCAUAAAUGGACGUCAGCCAAAGUGCUCAUCCUGUUCCACAUGCGCCAGUGCCCAGGCUGGGGCAUAAUACGGAUGCGAGUCUUUCGCCAGGAAUGCAGGCGCUGCCCCAACCCGCAGCUGGAGUAUCCUGAGUUCAGCCUGGAGACUGUGGAGAGGAUUCUGCACAAUCUGAUGGAUGUAGUGGGGCCUGGGGAUUGCAAAGAAGAGCUGAGGUGAUGGCUUGAGGAGCUGAUGGAGCACCUGGAAAACUGGCUUAUGGCUCAGCUGGGCUCUCCUGGCAUGGGAGGCUCUCCUGGUGGCAUGGAAACACAUCAGGAUGCCUCAGCCAGGCACCUUGUCCCAAAGCCUUGGGGAAGCUGGUGGGUGUGAUGCUUUCUUAGGGAAUAUGUUCCGUAUGUGGAUAACUCUCAGCUACCCCAUGCAAA